Hansenula anomala is the source of this 1787-nucleotide messenger RNA. RefSeq names its product MCT family MFS transporter. Gene Ontology annotation, cellular component: fungal-type vacuole membrane. Gene Ontology annotation, biological process: transmembrane transport. Gene Ontology annotation, molecular function: transmembrane transporter activity. The coding region runs from base 1 to 1293 and encodes 430 amino acids. The record is from RefSeq and is a predicted model, not a curated record. The transcript has a single exon. Lineage: Eukaryota; Fungi; Ascomycota; Saccharomycetes; Phaffomycetales; Wickerhamomycetaceae.
AUGUCCAACUCCAAUGAUAUCGAACUCCAUGAAACUCACCUCACAACCCCUGAUACAAGUCAAGAAACUUUAGAAGAUGAUGACUUUCCUGAAGGUGGUAAAGAUGCUAACUUGGUGGUGCUUGGUUCACUUCUAGGAUUAUUAAUAACGUUUGGUAUUAUGAACUCUGUUGGUGUUAUUCAAGCAUAUGUUGCCACACACCAAUUGGAAACAGCAUCAACAACAAGUGUUGGUUGGGUUUUCUCGAUCUACUUCUUUGUAUCUUUUAUAGGUUCCAUUUUGACAGGUCCAUACUUUGAUGCGAAAGGCGCCAAAUCAUCUAUGAUUAUAGGAUCUCUUUUAAUGGUUGGUGGGUUAUUUGCAACGGCUAAUUGUAACACAAUUUACCAAUUUUUAUUAGCAUUUGGAUUUGUUUUUGGAAUGGGGUCCAGCUUCGUGAUGACAGCUACUUUAGGCUCGGUUUCACAUUGGUUCAACAAAAGAAGGGCACUGGCAUUAGGCGGAUGUACUAUUGGUGGAUCUUUAGGAGGCGUUAUAUGGCCCUUGAUGUUUAGAAGUCUUUUCCCAAUGAUUGGAUUUCAAUGGAGCUUAAGAUUAAUGGGUUUGAUAUCAUUAAUAUGCUUGAGUAUAAGCACAUACUUGCUUAAAGUAAGAUUACCAGCUGUAAAGUCUGAAAAUUUUAUCAAGGAUUCGUUUGUCAUGAUGGAUUUAAUCCAUGAACCUAGAUUCUUGACAUUAUCAGCUGCUAUUUUACUUGGUGAGUUUUCGUUGAUCUUAGUCUUCACAUAUAUGCCAUCAUAUACAAUGUACCAUGGUUAUUCAGAGUCUGACGCAUUUUUAGUUACAAUAACAUGCAAUUGUGUUGGUCUUAUUGGUCGUUCUCUACCCAGUUAUGCUGGUGACCAUUUUGGGAGAUUCAAUGUUAUGUGUAUUUCCGUUGUUGCUUGCACAAUCUUAAUCUUCAUUAUUUGGUUACCAUUUGGCUCCAAUUUGAAGAUAAUGUAUACAUUUGCUGCUUUUUAUGGGCUAUUCAAUAGUACAUUCCAAGCACUUACACCAGUUUGUUGUGGUCAAAUUAGCAAGACAAAAGAUUUCGGGAAAAGAUAUGGUACUGUUUAUUUUUUCGUUUCAUCUGGAAACCUUAUUGCUUUACCAGUUGGAGGUGCCUUGAUUGGAAACGGGAAAGGUUAUAACAAUUUGAUUAUUCUUGCCGGUGUAACAGAAGCAUUAUCGGCUAUACUUUGGAUAAUAUCAAGAGUUAUUUCCACUGGAUGGAAGUUGAAUAAGUUUUGAUUAUAUAGAGUAUUUUGAAUGGCUGGAGAUGACUAUCACUGAAAUUGAUUGGUUUGUUCUCUAAAGUAUCAAGUUGCUUUGAAUUGGAAAAUGUUUAAGAGGUUUGAAAGAGUAUUGACCUAUUGUUCGUUGAAUUUACAUUUUUUCCAGUAGUCAAGAUAGCUUAGUAGAUAUGACUCCUAAUACGACUGUGCUAAUGGUUUAGGUCUCAGAUGGUAUGGGAUUUGUUGCUGGUGAAAUUUUGGUGCUUAUACAGUUUGGAGAUGCCACUCGGGAAAAUGUAGAUAUAUUAUAGUAAAGAUAAAUGUAUCUUCUAUUGCUGAAGGAUCUUGUUGAAGCAGUGGUGUAGUAUUAUGAUGAGCGUUCAAUACUGGUUAUCAAUUUACUAUUGGUUGGGUAAUUAAUGGUUGUAGCAGGUACGUGUAUACUAGGUACAAGGAUUUCAACAUUUAUAAUAUUUUCGAGUUUCUGAUCAAAGUCUAACUAGAUCUAUC